Molecule: messenger RNA, 986 nt
Organism: Macrosteles quadrilineatus (aster leafhopper)
Lineage: Eukaryota; Metazoa; Arthropoda; Insecta; Hemiptera; Cicadellidae
Product: low-density lipoprotein receptor-related protein 1B-like
Exons: 6
Coding region: 32-874 (280 amino acids)
Molecular function (GO): protein binding
Source: RefSeq, a predicted model, not a curated record
CUUCUCAGUUGAUGAGGUAUAGAGGAACACGAUGGAUUUGAGAAUUGUGUGGUUGUGUCUCUUGAUCUCAUUUGUAGAAAAGUCGAGGACUCAGCCUGUAAAAGACACCACUACAGACGAGACAUGUCGCAUGGACGAGUUCACGUGUAGCAAUGGCAACUGUGUGCCGCAGAGAUGGUUGUGCGAUCACGAGGAUGAUUGUGGUGAUGACUCGGACGAGCUGAACUGCAAGACUUGCUCGCCAGACACGGAUUUCGCCUGUGUUCUCGGCGGCAACAAAACCUAUUGCAUCAACGCGAGGUGGCGCUGCGACGGGGAUAACGACUGCCCAGACGGGUCGGAUGAAAAGAACUGUACAGACAAUCCACAAAAGACAACAGCUGUGACAGGCAGACAAGCGUGUCUAUCUCGCGAGUUCCAGUGUCAUCAUAACAAGAUGUGCAUCCCUGUACAUCAACGUUGCAACGGAGUGCUAGAGUGUACUGACGGCAGUGAUGAGAUGGACUGUAGGAAGGAGUGUCUCACGAACGAUGAGUGUAUUUCAGGGAAGAUAUGCAUAGCUAAGAAAUGCACAGAUCCUUGUGACAGCGUGUGUGGGCUGAACACAAUAUGUGUGGUACACGAAGGAGCCCCUGUGUGUUCCUGUAAAACUGGAUACAAAGGAGACCCGUUUACCGAAUGUAAACCACAAAAUGCAGGAUGCACAGACGACUCCAUGUGUCCAUCAGACAAGAUAUGCAUUGGUCGCAAGUGUUUAGACCCCUGUCUGGACUAUUGUGGCCUCAAUACAAUGUGUAGAGUGGUCAACCAUCGACCAGUGUGUGCCUGCCUAAAUGGAUUCUUCUACAAACUAGACAUUAGGCUGCCUUCCUGAAAGGAUUCCGGAAUGUCAGACUAACUUUCAUUGUUCAGAGGACCGCUCAUGUCGUCUGCAGAUGUGUGUAGAUCCUUGUGAAGACGGAGUGUGUGGCAAUAACACAGAAUGU